CAAAACACCGCACCACGUUUUCAAAGCAUCAGAUCCAUUAAUUUUCUGGUCCGGGGUCUUCCUCGUGUAAAUCGUUUCAAGUGCGAAAGUGACCGAUCACCGCCAGCAGGAUGCCGAAAGUGAGCUCCCGCUCGGGGCCACCCCGAAAGUUGUCGACCAACAAGUCGACGCACUCGAUGAACCCGGAACGCUCGACCGAGGGCUUGAAGGGGGUGGCUAAGCCCCGAAGCAAAGCGACGAUCAAGCGGCUGCAGAUGUACCGAAACUUCAAGGCCAAGCGCGACAGAAGGGGAAAGAUUUUGACACCGGCACCGUUCCAGGGGUGGGUUUCUAGCGGAACUAUGGCCCGGGUGGAACCUUCUGUGAAGUGGUUCGCCAACUCGAGGGUGAUUUCGCAGAGUUCGUUGCAAAAGUUCCAGGAGGAGAUCGGAAAGGCGGUGAAGGAUCCUUACAAGGUGGUCAUGAAGGCGACCAACUUGCCGAUUACGUUGCUGAAUGAGACGGCUCGAUAUCAGCGGGUGCAUCUGCUGGAUACGGAGAGUUUUGAUUCGACGUUUGGGCCGAAAACGCAGAGGAAGAGACCGUCGUUGAAGGUGAGAGAUUUAGAUGAUUUGUCGAAGAAUGCGGAGGAUUUGGCAGACCGGUACGAUGAGGGUAAGGAUCGAGAUCUGCAACGGGACGAUGGAGGAGUGAGGGACCAGGCCAGGGAGUGGAUUUUCGCUGCGGGGCAGAGUAAGCGAAUCUGGAAUGAGCUGCAUAAGGUUAUCGAUUCGGCGGAUGUGCUGUUGCAGGUGCUAGAUGCGAGAGAUCCGAUGGGAACCAGAUCGAAACAUAUUGAAGGAUUUCUGAAGAAGGAAAAACCCCAUAAGCAUUUGUUUUUCAUUCUGAACAAGGUGGAUUUGGUUCCGAUUUGGGUGACGCAGCGGUGGGUGGCUUUGCUGAGCAAGGAAUAUCCGACGAUUGCGUUCCAUGCUUCAAUGACUCAUCCGUUUGGAAAGGGAGCUUUGAUCAAUUUGCUGCGUCAGAUUGGAAAGUUGCACAUGGACAAGAAGCAGAUCAGCGUUGGGUUCAUUGGAUAUCCAAAUGUGGGAAAGUCUUCGGUUAUUAACGCCCUGAGGAGCAAGAAGGUGUGCAAGGUGGCUCCGAUCGCUGGAGAGACAAAGGUUUGGCAGUACAUUACGCUGAUGAAGAGGAUUUUCCUGAUCGAUAGUCCAGGAGUUGUUUAUCCGACGGCGGAAACCGACACGGAAAAGGUCCUGAAGGGUGUCGUGCGGGUGGAGCUGGUUAAUAAUCCGGAAGAUUACAUCGAGAUAGUGCUGAAAAGGAUCCGGAAGGAGUAUGUUUUGAAGACGUACGGAGUUUCCGAAUGGAGUUCUCAUAUUGAUUUCCUGGAGCAAAUUGCCAAGAAAUCGGGAAAGCUGUUGAAGAAGGGCGAGCCGGAUGUACAGACGAUGGCCAAGAUGGUUCUGAACGAUUGGCAGCGAGGAAAAUUGCCAUUCUACGUUCCUCCGGAAGGAUUCGAGAUUCCCAAGUCGGUGUUGGAUCAGACUGUGGAAGGUGAAGGCGAAAAGGCCACGACUGAAGACGAUCUGAAGAGUACGUUCAGCGGAGUGACGGCCACUCCGACGAUUCCCGAGUCGGUCAGGAAGGGCAAGGAACUGUUCCAAAUUCAAGACUUCCGCAAGAUCAAGGUCAAUCUGGACUUUGAGAGCGAGGACGUACGCGAGAUUGAUAAAAUCGAUUUGGAACUGCUGGAAAAGCUGAAGGAGGAGAAGAAGCAAGAGGUCAAGAAUAAGAGGUUGGCAAAGGGUCAGAAUCCGGAGGAAGACGAUGAGGAUUCGUCUGGAAUUUCUGAUUUCUAUUCGGAGGAUGAGUAUGAUGAGGACAUCGGAAAAGUGGUUCACAAGAGUGCCAAGAAUAAAUCUGCUGCAGCUGCUGCUGAGAAGGGUAAAACCAAUUCCGCCAGUGGAAGCUUUGACGUCGAAGAGGAACGCAAGGAACCUAAGGUACUUCCCAAGAUGACUGCCAAGCAGAGAAGAGCCAUCGAGAGGGCAACGAAGAGGAAGAAGAUUGGAAGCAACUUCUACGAAACGCAUAACGUCAAGAAUAGGAAUCGGAACAAAAAGCCGCAGGCACCUUGAAGAAUGUUUUUCCUAGCGCUACAUUAGUUUAAGAUAUUGUAAAAUAAAAUCCAUUCAAUC
Messenger RNA from Ochlerotatus camptorhynchus, 2201 nucleotides. RefSeq names its product nucleostemin 2 (gene Ns2). The record is from RefSeq and is a predicted model, not a curated record. The coding region runs from base 111 to 2141 and encodes 676 amino acids. Gene Ontology annotation, molecular function: GTP binding. Lineage: Eukaryota; Metazoa; Arthropoda; Insecta; Diptera; Culicidae. The transcript is spliced from 2 exons. Gene Ontology annotation, cellular component: nucleolus.